Cricetulus griseus (Chinese hamster) is the source of this 3088-nucleotide messenger RNA. The record is from RefSeq and is a predicted model, not a curated record. NCBI's taxonomy places the organism in Eukaryota, Metazoa, Chordata, Mammalia, Rodentia, Cricetidae.
AUGUACGUGGAAAUUUUCAAUGAAAGCUCUCCUCUGCGGGGAAUCAAGCAAUCUCUGCCUUUGCAGAUUCUCCUGGGCUCAGAUCCAGGAGCCAUCUGCCUUGUCUGGGUCAGAGUACAGUCAGGCUUGGCCAGUACCCAGGAUCUACUGAGUCCUGGAGUACAGCCGAGCCUGACUGUGAAAGCUGCAGAAAGUGAGAGCCUGCAGGCGAGGCGGCAGAAGAUUGCAGGAGGAAAGGCGCAGGAGACGCUAGUGGAGUCGAAGGAAGAAAGCCAAGGUGGCAGCAGCCAUGAUGACCCCCACCAGUGCGACAUAAAAAAAUAUAAUUUUCGAUGGCCACCAGCGGAAGAGCAGAGAGGAGGAGGGACGGGGGCCAGGGGGCCGCUCCCGCUCCCCGCAGAGAAGGGCGACUUCUGCGAACUGCGCAUGCGCGAGGCAGCAGACAGCAGAGCGAGUGGUGGGCUCAGCAGCCCCACACGUCUGGCAGCUCCAAACCUCAGCGACUUCCCACCCGCCGGCCGCAGGGACCCAAAGGGACGCCUUAGAGAGCCUGCAGGCAAGGCGGCGGAAGCUUGCAAGAGGAAAGGCGCAGGAGACGCUUCGAGUCGAAGGAAGAAGACCAAGGUGGCAGCAGCCAUGACGACCCCCUCCAGGCCUGGCAUGAAGGAUGACGCAGCUGAGAGAGCGCUCCAGGACCAGGCUCAGGCUGCAGGCCCCGGCAAGGGCCGCUUCCUCGUGCGCAUCUGCUUCCAGGGAGAGGAGAGUAACUGCCCGACCCGGGAUUUCGUGGUGGGCGCACUCAUCCUGCGCUCCAUCGGCAUGCACCCUGACGACAUCUAUGCGGUCAUCCAGAUCCCAGGCAGCCGGGAGUUUGAUGUGAGCUUCAGAUCGGCAGACAAGCUGUCCCUGUUCCUCCGCGUGUACGAAGAAAAGCGAGAGAUGGAGGACUGCUGGGAGAAUUUUGUCGUGUUGGGGCAGGGCAAGGCCAGCCUGAAGACCCUCUUCAUCCUCUUCCGCAACGAGACCGUGGACGUGGAGGACAUCGUGACCUGGCUCAAGCGCCACUGCGACGUGCUGGCUGGGCCUGUGAAAGUGACUGACAGGUUUGGGAUCUGGACUGGGGAGUACAAGUGCGAGAUCGAGCUGCGCCAGGGGGAGGGCGGAGUGAGGCACCUGCCAGGGGCCUUCUUCUUAGGAACUGAGAGGGGCUACAGCUGGUACAAGGGGCAGCCCAAGACGUGCUUUAAGUGUGGUUCCCGAACCCACAUGAGCAACACCUGCAGGCAGGACAGGUGUUUCAGGUGCGGGGAGGAGGGGCACCUGAGCCCUUACUGCCGGAAGGUCAUCGUGUGCAACCUCUGUGGCAAGAGAGGGCAUGCCUUUGCCCAGUGCCCCAAAGCGGUUCACAAUUCCGUGGCUGCUCAGCUCACCGGCAUGGCGGGCCACUGAAUGCUCGCUCUCCUGUCUGCUGUGGUGGAUGAACACACAGCCAGCUUACCCUUCAUAAGUGCCAUUUUUUUUUUCUUUUAUCCUGUUGGAAGGAGAUAUUUCUAAAACCUAACAGACAUUCUCUCGUGUUGCCUUUUUCGAAACCACGUGUGCUCCUUUUCGGCCUGUUUGAAAUGGUGAAAUUUACCAGGAAGGACUAUUCAGAACUGUAGAGUGCAGAUAGGUCGGUCGCCUGCCCCCCCCCCCUUUUUCCUACCAUCGUGGAUUUGUUUUGGUACUGUGAUCGACACCCCUUCGUGCCCUUUGUACUUUUUACUACCUCCCUCCUCACGCAUUGUCUCUGUAGAAGAUUUUUGCCCUUUUGGGCUGCCUUGCUCAUCUUUAUGCCUCAGCUGCGGGUACAGGGCCCAAAGCGGCCUACGCACUCCACCAAGUGUUUAUUGAAUUGCAAACGUUGACUGGUAUAUGUCAAGAGUGCCUACCUUCUGCAGCUCUCCGCUGGACUCUUUUCAUUUGCUGCUUCUAUGUGAUAUGAGAAUUUGUGAAAACAGUGUUGCUAGAAGUGUGUGAUCUAAAUAUGCUCUGAAUCAUGGCCAAAGGCCUCCCUCUCCUAGCAUAAUAAUGUAUAUACUUUGUAACAGCAACUUGGACUGACUCAAAAGCCCUUCUGUAGGAGCAUGGAACCUAGGCAGUCCUGCUGGAAAAGACCUAAGAGGUGGUUUUUGUUGGAUUUUCUGUGUGGGAGGUUGCUUUUGUUUUCUGUUUUGGUUUGAGACAGGGUCUGCUUAUGUAACCCUGACUGGCUUGGAACUGGCUGCAUGGGUAGACCAGUCUGGCUUCAAAUUUACAGUGAUUCUGUAAAUCAUGUCUGCCUCCCUGAAGGGUGUUUUAAUCUAAUCCCUUGGUUUUCCAGCAGAUGAAACGAACCCGAAGAAGUUAAAUGACUGGGUCAAAGUACACAGUUUUGUGGAGCUUCAGAUGGUCCAUAGUAGAGUCCCCUGCCCCCCAGCCCGGUGCUCAUCCCACUACCUCUCACACUUCACAACAGCCUCAUCAACACAGGUGGGCCAAGGAAGUCGGUCUGCUCCCUCCGUGGUGAUGAUCCCAGCAUAAAGCUGAGAAACCAUUCCGUGAAAGCAGUAAGAGGAAGCUUGUCUUGCCACUUGAUAGUACUAGGGAGCUAGGGAAAGGACCAGUGAACACACUCUGUGCUUCAUGCAUCAGUCCUGGGGAGUACCACAUCAUAGCUGUCCCAGGGCCUUCCUCUCCCACUGCCAUUGUAAUCAGUGAGAAAUGGUUCCCCGCAGUAAAGAACUUGCCAGACAUUUACAUUUGCACCUCUGCCUCAGCUACUAGGAACCCUAGAGAGAGCUCAUCGAAACCUUCAAACUCUGAUCCUUGGAGAAAGGUGAUUUUAACCCAGAAUCAUGAGUGAUCUGUAAACUCAAAAGUGUUCUUGGGGAAACAGGCAAAAACAGAGGGGCUGGGUCAACUGUUACCAAGUUAAAGUGAAAGACAGUAAACUGCUUUUCCUCAGUGUUUGUCUUCUCUUUGCUGUUUUGCUAUUUCCUUGUGGCUUAGAAUGUAAAACCAAUUGUUAAGAUUUGUUCUGAAUAAAUAUUUAUCUGUUGUAUAAAAA